AUGAGCCCUCGCGAGACCUUCGCUCCGGACUCGCGCAAGGCCACGACCGAGGCACCUUCUGCCCAUGAGACCGGGAUGAUCGACACCUCGGCGGCGGCUGGCCUACAAGCACAGCCUGCUUCAGACCAAGAUAUCGAGUCGCGAGACGUUGCAGGCCCCGCCCACCGCGAUCAGCCCAACGAGGAGGACAGCGCAAGCGCCAACCCGGCAAGCACCAUUUCCGUAGAAUCCGACGACUCGACUGGAGGCACCGAUAUUUUCUUACAUCGCACUUCCAUCCCUACACCAGAUUCGAGGACUUCGCGGGAAGUUUCUCCUGGCAGAGGCAUUUCCGACCGCCUCGACCUCAAUGCUACGCCAGGGUCGCUUUUGGAAGACCCAAGUGGCAGUGGUUCUAUGCUGGAGAAUAGCCCCAACGAUGCGGUUGAGACCCCCGUCUCUGUUUUCGCUAAUACUCUUCUUGACUUCGGAUUGGUUUGCGGUCGACGCAUCGGACUACUUGAGGGGACCAAGAUUCUCGUCGAGACGCGGAUGAUGGACCUUAGGGAUGGAAUGGACAAGGCCUGGUUAAGCAUCAAAGAGGGCCGGAACUGCGAGAGAGGUUUCGAUGCUAUUGAGUCUGACCUCAAGCUACUGGCAGAGGCGAAACGUAACGUCGAUGAGGCUGUACAAGACGCCGAAAACGAGUUCCAAACCUAUCGUUUGGCUUUCAUUGACAAAGUUCAAGCAGCGAGCAGACAUCUGGCACAGGUUUAG
This is a messenger RNA of Colletotrichum siamense, 756 nucleotides long. RefSeq lists its product as uncharacterized. The record is from RefSeq and is a predicted model, not a curated record. The coding region runs from base 1 to 756 and encodes 251 amino acids. Lineage: Eukaryota; Fungi; Ascomycota; Sordariomycetes; Glomerellales; Glomerellaceae. The transcript has 3 exons.